Molecule: messenger RNA, 834 nt
Organism: Acaulospora colombiana
Lineage: Eukaryota; Fungi; Glomeromycota; Glomeromycetes; Diversisporales; Acaulosporaceae
Source: the annotation of a GenBank genome assembly
AUGAGCACCUCAUCAAAUAGUACGAAUUCGUUUAGUAUAGGACUUUCUCGAAGUUUGACCAAUCAGGCUCCGGAUCUGGGACCGUCCAUAGCAUUCACCGUUCUUUUCGGCAUUUCGUCUAUGUUAUAUGCGUAUCGAAGCUAUAAACACCGUCGUCUAGCGUACUACUAUCUCUUUGGCUUCACCAUUCUUCGUACAGCAACAUACAUUUCUCGCGCUGUCUGGUCUCAAGACAAGAGUUCAUCUACAGAUGCUAUAGUUGGUGGUGUCAUCGCGGCAGGUGGAUUUUUCUUAGCCGCUCAAUCGUUAUAUGUUCUCUUUACUGUUUGGGUUGCAAAACUGUUCGGUGGCCUCGAUAAUCUCCCAAGAGGUGUCCAGAUGCGCGUACGACUUUUGAAGAUCUUACUCCCCCUCUCAUCAAUAAUCGGUAUAGUUGGUGCAGUAAAACAAUUCAGCGCGACAUCGAUAGACGACUAUAAUUUCGGUACAGCAAUGAGAAAAGCAUCUAUUUUAGGAUUCGCAAUUCUUUUGGUAUUACUUAUGUUUUCAACGAUACUAUACACUGUUCUAAAAGGCAGAGGGCAUAAUAACGUGACAGUUGUGCUGAUUCUGUGCAUAGGAAGUUUGCUAUUAAUGGUCGAGCUAAUAUAUCGAAUCAUCUCGCUUUGGAGUGAUUCGACGGCGGAUGUCAACACGAAAAAAUGGGUAUUUUAUGUAUUUCUAUCUAUUCCCGAGUUUCUGUUUUGCGCCUUUAUGGGGAUAGCAAAUCUAGAAAAAGUUUUUUACACUGACGCUAGUGCUAAUGAUAUUGAUAGUGAGAAAGGAGGGAACUAG